This is a messenger RNA of Mya arenaria, 5683 nucleotides long. Its product is annotated as nephrocystin-4-like. Gene Ontology annotation, biological process: negative regulation of canonical Wnt signaling pathway; protein localization to ciliary transition zone. Gene Ontology annotation, cellular component: ciliary basal body; cytoskeleton; ciliary base. NCBI's taxonomy places the organism in Eukaryota, Metazoa, Mollusca, Bivalvia, Myida, Myidae. The record is from RefSeq and is a predicted model, not a curated record.
AUGGCGGCGGUGGCGACAGGAAAGUCUUGGAGGGAUUUCUUUGGGAAAAACCUUCAAUUACCAGCUGCAUUUGACCGUGAACAUGCAGCCACAGAUAUAUCUACUCCUAUUUGUAUCAGCCUCACAAAUGUAGAAGGCAUAAACCCCACUGUUGAGGGAGUGAGCAAUGUGGAGUUCCAGCUUCGCAUCAGUCUCUUUGACCUGGCUUAUCACCAAUUCUUUGGGCGCCAGUGGGCAGGGCAGUAUGAGGGUCUACAUGGGUUGGGUGGGGCCAGCAAACCCAAGCUACGUCUCUCACAGAAUGUUUAUUUCCACACGUCCAUAGUAAGCUCCAAUGUGGUUGUUGUGGUAGAGUUGGUGGCUUCAGGGCUUGACGAAAACAGCCGACUAAAAAAGGUGUCAUGUGGCUGGGGGAUCAUUCGCCCCUUCAAAGAGGAAGACUUACCGGACACAUCCAGGAAUAUCAAGCUCCAUGUUCAAAAGUGCCAGCUGUAUCAUGGCACACCCAGGGCCCUGUUCUUUCUAGAUGAGCCAGUGGAAGACCACCCGGAGUUGCGACCCAUUGCUGACUGUCAGCUGGGCUACACACUGGCCACUCACAAAGCAUUAUACAAGGUACAACAUCUUCUGCCUGAAAACACUGUGGUCGGCCAUAAUGACGUCAUUCCCGGACUGCAGGAUAAUGAUACCUCAGCUAAGGACAAGCUUAAGAAACCCAAGCAGCUUAAGUCAAUGGCGUGUACGAUUGAACAUGCCACUCUUCAACUUAACCCGACUGUGGAGAAAUUUGAGGAAGAAUUAUGCGAAACACUGCAUGAAGAUAGGCUAGCCAUGAUGGGGAAGGUUAAUGAUGGGACAUCUAUCGCCAUUGUGGAGAGAAGGCUGCUGGUUGGCGUCCACAAUGGCUGGACGUUCGUGGAGAAGCCCCAGACCUUCCUUCUAGAUUCCCGCAACAUCGCGUCCAAGUCCAUCAAACCUUCCGCAAGUCCGUCCUUCCGACGUUCACAGAGAUUCAAGUCAUCACAAAAACUCACUGAGGAUGAUAGCCUUGGUACUGGAAACUAUCUAAUUUUAAACCAGAAGAUCCAUGUCAAUGAUAUCCUGGAAGACCCGAUGUUUGCUGUGGCGUUCAUUCUUGAAUAUGUCAUUGGUGAACAGCUGUCUGCAGAGGACAGGAAGAUGUCAAAAAGUAUACAGCGAGGUAACACCCGUUCAGUUACCCUACGGUGGGCCGCCUGGAACCCCUUCCUUCAACCGAACACCCCACAUGUUACUGUGGGGCUUGUAGGUGGUCCCACCCCUAGCCCGGAUGGAGAAUUUGUCUUCAAGGUCCCAGACACGGCCAUGCAGGAUGAGAUCUCCUCUAGAACAGCAGGCGGGCUGCUGGCAUUCCAGUGGGGAUUCGGAAUCAAGGACAGUGCUUCUUCUGGAACCCACAUUACCCAGCCCAAUGCAUAUAAUGCGGGCUUUGCCCAGCAGGCAAUGGGCUCGGCCCACUCCAUGAGAUCAGGCUUCACCGAGGGGAGUGAAAUGGGUGUGGGGAUGACAGAGUCCCCAUCACAGAUGAUGAAACCACCCAGUGGACGCCAACUUUCACAGAGAGGACCAGCUGGUCCCACCAGCCUGGCAGUGCCGCAGCAGCAGUUACAGCCCCAGGCAGGCAGUGUGUUACAGUCAGGACAGAUGGUGCCCAUGCAGCAGUACCCGAUGUACCCCCAGGCCUCCCUACAACAAUCCUACAUACCCUACCAUCAGGGUCCUGUGCCACAGUAUGGCAUGCCGUAUGGGUCAGAGAUGCAAGAGAUGCAGCAGCACAUUCCCGCCCACCAGCCCAUUCUUACUACUGCACCUGUCCCCAAAAAAGGAUCUGGCUUGUCCCGUGCUGCUUACGCUAAGCUUUACUCAGUGGGUUUCCCGCCUGUGCUAGACCGAAGCGGAGAACCACCCGAGGUCAUUGACCCAAACACGCAUGUGGUCACGGUUGACUUGCAGCGGGAAUUGAAUGACCCCCUGCAGUGUAAUGAGAUCAUCUUCCAGUUCCUGGCUUUCUCAAGGAUGUCUGACCCAGCUGGAACGACAGAGCCGGGAAAGACGGCAGGCACAGUCUUCUUCUCCUUCCAGUUUUACCGUAAUCAGCAGGUCACAAGUGAAAGACUGUUAUUGUCAAAGCCCCAGAAUGACCUAUCAUCUGAUGCGGCAGUUAUGCCCUAUAUACUCUCAAAACUAGACAAGGAUGGCACUUUACUCAAGGGACCACCUGGACUAGAGGUGCGAUACUUUAUGGACCCAGCGUUUAUGAAGCCGGGUGAGAACCAGAUGUUACUUCAACAUCUAUCCCAGCAGACCAUGUAUAUUGACGUCUGGGACGGCGAUUCCUUACUGCCACUGGGUAGCACUGCUGUAGACCUCAAGUACUUAUGUCGAUGUGGUAUGGAGGCAGUCCAAACAACAUUUGAGCUAGAUGUGAUAUCCACCGAGUACCAGGAAGACCCAAAUCUUGCUCAUCCGGACUCAGGAGCAGGUGGAGUAAGGCCCGCUAACGUCUUUUCCAUCCCACGGGGAAAACUCCACCUCCGAAUGGCCAACAUCGGUCAUCCGGUCGAUCCCAAGGCUACAACUGCAGGUUUAAGCAGUCAAGGUUUGCCGUCAUUUACAAUGGACCAAAGCAGUGUGUAUGUAAGUCUUCCAACUAAAAGUCUUCAAGUCGUCUCGGCAACUGCGAGUAAUUCUGCCUAUGGAGGUGGAAGUUUAAUAGCGGGGGACACUAAACUGAAAACUGGUCUAGCUACCAAGAAGCGAAUUGCUCGUGCCCACCAUCUCGCUGAGAAUAAUCGGGAAGUGGCGGCCCUGUUGUUUUCCAAACAUACGGAGCUGGAGACUGUCACAGAGUCAAAUCGGGAGGCGGACUCCGAGCGCCAGAGGAAACUCGCGAGAAUGGCCGCCAUUCGGAAUAUGGAGGGCAGCAUUGAGAAACCUCAAACACUUAUGGCUCAUAAGCAGUUGAAAACCGAGAGGGCCCGUGAUCUUAAAACAAUCGAGAUAUAUCGACUACAGACAAAAAAGGACGGCAUUCAGUCUAUGCUCAGCCAAUCCAUCUCGACGGAACACACCAUUCACCCCUCCUUCGGCACUGCGGAGUACUUUGAGUUUGUUCUACGCAACCCAUUCAAUGUUGAGCACCAUGUCAGGAUUGAGUGGGAGGACAAGUCUUUGCAGUGUAUAACGGACACCCGUGAAUGGCGGUACUUUAAGCAGCUCCAUCAAGUCCAGUCAGCCAUGGAAGAAGGCAUGUUCAGCAAAGAGGCAAAAUCUUCAUUCCCGGAGAUCUUUCUAAGGCCAAAGGAGACGGUCAAUGUGCCAUUCAAAUAUGUCUUGUUUAAGGCAGACCAGUCUGUACAACCUCAGGGACCAAUAGAUCCAUUCCGACAGGAACCGAAAACCAAAGCCCGGCCAACAGAUGCUCUCAGGCCAAAGUCUCUCAAGGUGUUUUUUAAGAAUGAGGAUGAGAAGCCUCUGGCCAUCUUGCUGUUGAAGGUGGAACCCCAGCCCCAUAUCAUAGACCAGACAUUCAGGUUUCAUAGUCCAGAACAGACUUUCCUCAAGAAAUCCAUCAGAUUACCUCCCUUGGAAGGUCUCCCAGGAGCUCCAGUGGGCUCUGGCAAUGCUGUGAAAGCCUAUGCGAGAUGCAGUGAUCCCAAUAUUAUCUGUGAUACGAAGACCACACAGCCAGGAGAGCCCCAGGAUGUUUUCCUUAAGGUCCCUCUGGGAGCUUCCCCACAGAUAAAGAGAUUUUUCAUGGCCGUAUAUCUAGACCCAUUUAUGGCACGGCCUGUACAAAUCUGGCAGUUUUACGUACAUGCUCUACAGAGGGUGGAUGUGUCUGCAGUGGAGGGGCAGACAAGCAGAUUCUCACUUCUGCUUAGAGGCACACAGGCAUCCAGACUGGUUCAGUGUUACUCGUCACACCCAGGAGAGAUGUCUCUAACCCCUCGGAACAGUUUCAUGUUGGCUGCUGGUGCAGUACAUGAGUUGAAUGUCGCUCUGCGUCCCAUGCUGGAGGGAACCAAGUUUUUCUACCUCAAUGUCGUGGAUGUAGAGUUUCAUCAGCUUGUACGGACUUGGCUCAUAUGUGUCAGCUCUCGUGCACCGAUGAUUUCACGUGCAUUUGAGCUUGUUUUGCCCGUCGGUGGAGGCAAGGGUUGUAGCAAGAAGAUAACAUACACUAAUCCGUACCCUCACAAGAAAACAUUUGUUCUUCACUCAAAUAGAGACGAUUUGCUCCAGUUUAAGGACGGUUCACUAGAUAUCGAGGGAGGCGGUACGGUUACAAUUGGUCUCCGAUUUACGCCAGUUACUAAGGCGGGCCAAGCGGAAAUUCUUGUGUUUAUCAAUGAUGAGGAUGAUAAGAAUGAAGAGACAUUUAAGAUUGCAGCAAUGUAUCAGAGAAUGUAGACUUGAAUUAACAGAGACAGGGUAACCUGGUAUAUCACUUUAACGGGACUCGCUCACAGAUUUUUUUUAAAACUCUUUUAACUGUCUUUAAUAAAAAUAUUAGUAACUUUUAUGCACAAACACCAAACAGGAACUUGCAAAUACUCAUUUGAAUAUUUUGUUUUAAAUCAAAGCUAUUUUUAAUAGCAUUACUAAUGCUUUCGGCAUAUAUAGCAUUUUUGUCAUAUUUUUACAUAAAAAUUAACAUUAAAGCUCUACCUAGGUAAUUUAAACUGUUUAUGUUUUAUCACUGGAACAACCAUUUUGUUCACAUUUCAUGUGAAAUUCAUGUUUUCGCUAUCAGGCCCUAUAAACUGUGAAUGAGUCUCUCUAUUGCAGCUGUGAUAUUGCCUUAACUUCUUAAGUUCUUAAUUUUUUCUUCCGUCCAGAUAUUUUGUAUGUGAAAUGUCUCAGAAAACUGUUGUGAUAGCUAGAAGAUGGUAUAAUAGGUAGCUAGAACAAAUGCAUUUUAAUGAAAAUUAACACUAAAGGCAUUUUAAUGUGUAUAUUUAUGAUGCUUGUUAAUGGCCUGUGAAAAUAACGGCAGCACUAAUUUUACUCAAUAUAUUUUAUAUAUGUUUAAAAGUUGUCAUUGCCCCAGAUAUUUAAAUUUUAUCUCAUUUUUCAUUCUUCUUAUCAUAAUAUUUCCUUAAUGACAUAAAAUAUUAGUACCUAUCUGGUUGUGAAAUGUAAAAAUGCCAGUAAAUGUUUCAAUUAAACUUUAGCCAUGAAUGUAUAAGAAAAUGGAAUGCCUUAUUGGUAUGUGACUGUGAUAUUUUUCUCAAUUUGCUUUCGUAAUUUUAUUUAUUUGUAAAUAUUCAGGUGUUGUAAUGUGGUACAAUUUGAGUCCUAUGGAUUUUGUGCUCGAGAUAUACUGUACUGAAAUAGAUUUAAUAGGGAGUUGUUGUUGCAAGAUGCAAUUGUCAUUUUUCAGAGCUGAUUAAGCCCUGAUUUUGGAUUUAUCUUCUGAAUAUUUUGAAGCUUAAGUUUAUAGCAAGAAAAUAAAUGUGGAAUAAAUUUACAUAUAGAUCAGUAUAGGUAGUUUAUGAAUUAAAAAGAUCCUUGACUGUCUUGUACAUGUAUUUGUUAGAAAUGUGCUCUUGUUUGAAAAAUAGCAAAACGAUUUUUGUACUACAACUGUAGAUGCUAUUUUUUUGUAGUUGCCAAAUAUUAUAUACAUAAUAAAAUGUCA